This is a messenger RNA of Harpegnathos saltator (Jerdon's jumping ant), 5112 nucleotides long. RefSeq lists its product as uncharacterized. Lineage: Eukaryota; Metazoa; Arthropoda; Insecta; Hymenoptera; Formicidae. The record is from RefSeq and is a predicted model, not a curated record. The transcript is spliced from 14 exons. The coding region runs from base 489 to 3470 and encodes 993 amino acids. Gene Ontology annotation, molecular function: K63-linked deubiquitinase activity; cysteine-type deubiquitinase activity. Gene Ontology annotation, biological process: protein deubiquitination.
UACGACAUUACAAUAUAGUUUAGUCGCUCGUCGCGGUUGCCGCGAAGAACUGAUUGUUCGCCGGUUAUUUACGAAGAAUCUGCGGAUGAUCUUCGCUCCUUUUCCUCUUCGAGAUACUGCAACCGGAAGUGCUCUACUCCUUUUCCGUGUCAGUUGAAGCAUUUUCGAUACGCACUUUUGCCAUACGCCCGAAACGCUUAGAUUCGUUUGUAUUAAUAUGGCGAUUAGUGUAUGAAACACUUAAGAUAUGUUUUUAAGAUACGGCGACUACUUGUGCAUUAUCUUCGACGCAUUUGUGCUAUUUGAAAUAAAUAGCCCUUCCAGUCACCCACGAAGUGCUCACGUAGCGUUCACCAAGGUGCAAUCGAUAUCGAUUAAAUAUCAAUAUCGAUUAUUAGGCGAAUCAUACGUCCAAUAACAAAAGAGGUGAGGACACUUUGUGUCAUACUCGUUCGUGAGAUGGUGAGCAGCGUUGUUUUGCAGUAACAAUGGCCGAGAGUGAGAGAAGCUUUGACUCGACGACAUAUGCCAGUGACCAGACAUCCAGCAUUAGAUAUUGCCCAGAUAUAUUUACCAGAAGAAUGCCAAAACGGAUGCAAGAAAACAGCAAUAUAGAUAAAUGGCUGGAAGAUAAAGGUUACUAUAGAAAGGACACUCCUAAAGAUCCAACUUGUUUAUUUCGGGCGAUCAGUGAACAAGUGUAUCAUACACAAUAUUAUCAUAUAAAAGUCAGGAAAGAAUGCAUAGCAUUUAUGAAAGAAAAGAGACACUUGUUCGAGGAGUUGGUAGCUGUGCCGUACGAGCAUUAUUUGGAUCAAAUGGCAUGCUUCACCGAAUGGGGAAGUAUGAACGAAAUUCGUGCCAUGUCCCUACUUUAUAAACGAGAUGUGAUUAUAUUUAAUGGGCAAAAGCAGACAGUUGAGAACAUAACUAAUAGUGAUUUCGAUCAAAAUUUAUUAAUAUAUUAUACACCGCCGAAGCAAUAUGAAACUGUCUUGUCAUCCUUAUAUGUUAAAAAGGCUGCUUACUGUCAAUCUCUUGUUUAUGGGACUCUGUACGAGCGUGUUUUCAACAUGACUGGUAUCAAGCACACUGCUGAUAAAAUGCUAAACGAUCGAAAUAACGCAUUCAGACACGACAAAUUUUUCCAAAAGGGAAAUCUCGAAAUUAGAGAACAAUUGACCGUGGAUUUAUAUAACAAAAUUGAAACUGGUCGUAUCAACGGAUCAGCGGAUGAAAUGCAAUCCGACCCGAAAGGAAUACCACCUAUUCCUUACAGAGUCGCAAAAGCGCUUAGUCCCGAUAUAUAUCGCAAUACGGAUUUCGAUACGUGGCAUGAGAUAAAAAGAGAAGUAAAAUACGGAGGAUGGAACAGACACAAUAGCAACGAGCUUCAAAUCGGCGGCAAAUGUUUGAUUAAUCUAAGCUACCUGAUCGACCAAGCCAAAAAUAAUAAUAAUAAUCCGUCGCAACCCAGUACUAGUGGAAACAAUGGCAAAAAUAUACAGCCGAAACCAAAACAAGAUAAAUCCUUUUAUUUUGGAUAUAUACAAGGGAUGGGUCCAAAUGAAGAGCCGGUUCUCGUUUUUGUCGAAGAGUUGGGUGAAAUACGUCGCGUCCCGUACGCUGCCUUAAAACCGUUUCCUCUCGCGAAAAAGAAUAAGCAGAAUAAUUCGACACCACAUAAUAAAAAAAACAUACCUAUGGAUACAGGUCGACGAUGGAGGAAAACGUACAAUUCGACUUCACGUAAAAAGAAAGAUACGGUCAGUUUAACAAUUAGUACCGUAACAAGUAAUACGAAUAAUACAAAUACGAGUAAAGAUGGUGUUGACAGCAAUAAUACCAGAGGUAUUGACAAAGCCGACUUUAAAGCUGAUGAACACAAUGAUGAAUCUUCUAAAGUAAAUGAAGACCAAAUCACAGAAAAUCAUGCUACAAAGGACUGUACUAAUCAUGUGACAAACGAAGCAGCUAACAAGCCGUCUACGACGGUUGCUCACAAUAACCCACAGUCUUUAAAGACGAACAACGCAGCACAAGGAGUAAACGAAGACUGUAAGAAAACUAAUAGUACACCAGUACUUACAAAGUAUAAUAGCGAUAAUAGUUUUGUAAGCAAGCCUGCAAGAUCUCAUAAUAAUCAUGACAACAGUCAUCAGAAUACGUAUUCCAAAGCGAAGGUGAUGGACGAGAAUUAUUGUUCUUCUAACAUUAAUCCACAAAUAAAUAUAGUACCCAACUCAGACUUAUUCUACGUUUUCCCGGAUGGUAGCACAUGCCCGGUUUUUCCAUUUUUGCCACGGAAUUUUGGUGAUUUGGACCAAACUGAUCAUUUUAUUCCACCGAGAUUUGCGUAUAAUUCGGGUAUAGAGUAUUUACGUGUAAAUGAAGCUUGGAAUUAUGGAGCUAUGAUAUUUGGAUCAGGUCAUCAUGGUGCAUCACCAUUAGAAGGGACACCUAAUGCUGGCAUGAAUAAUGUUGCAUAUAUGCGUGAGGAUACGCGUCUUGCCAACGGCGUGCAGAAUUGUUCGUUAGCGUGCAACGAGGCAGCGGGAUGCAACAUUGACGGCAGGGAUAUCGGCAAUGUCGAGCCGAUAGUCCACAAAACUCCGUCUCCGUAUAUAAACGGUAUGCAAAAUACGAAGCAUCCGAAGCAAGGAACACCUAGAAAUUUAGGUGGCAAGGACUUCUCGUUUCAAGGGUCAGAUAAAAAAUACAAUGGGAUGCCUAAUAAAGGCAGCAAAGGCAACAAGGCCCGUUAUCAGCAGAACAAUCGCAACGCGCUGGCAUAUGCACAAUACUGGAAUUACCACAGCGCGGUUGUCCCGAUUGCUUCCGCGAACGAUGCGAGAAUCACUCAUAUGCAGCAGCAACCGCAACAUUUAGAUCCAAUGAUCCUGCAACACCAACAACAACAACAACAGCAGCAGCAGCAACAGCAGCAGCAAGCAGCGAUGAAUUCAGUGAACGCGUGCGCUCCUUACAUACCGCCGAACAACAUGAUAUUUUAUCCGAACGACGCGGCAGCCGCGGAAGCCUGCUGCAACCCGUACUACAUGAACGGUGCGUUCGUUCCUAUCGCGUGCUUCCCACCGGGAACCCCGCCGUAUCAUGACGGGCCUGAGAACGCGGCAACUGGCCCAUCGCCGCCCUAUCCGCCGCAUUUCUUCCCGCAACAUGCCGAGGCUUAUCCGUCGGCACCGAGUUAUCCGUCAACCAUGUAUCCGUCUAUGAUAUAUGGCCCACCAGCGCCACCGCCGCAGAUGCAGUUUCCUCCCGUUAUGCAACAACAGCAACAACAACAACAACAGCAACACCAGCUGCCACCGCCGCCAACGGCGAACAUGCCAGAACAUUGGUACCCCAUGGUAGGACCAUCGUCACAUUACGUGCAGUACGCGGCUCCAGCCGCACCCGUCAUCACCGAACAGCCCUGCAACGGGCAAACUACCGGCGGCUCGGCUUAGGAUUGAAGAUCAAGUUUUGCGAUACUGAAGAUUAAAGAACGACGCGCGGUUAUCCUGCAGGUAUCAUGGUGCUCGGCUCGGUGCUUACCAGAGAGAUUUGUAUCCGUAACUUGCACCGACCACAUCAUUACUUGUAAUACGUACCUGUGCCUCUGCACCUGUGAUCAUUGCACAGUCCUUGAUAGCGUACAAAUUAUUGUCUAAGAUAAGAUUCUAAAGAUCGACCAGCGAUGAAUAAGAAAACCAAUAGCAAUAGCGCUCAUCACGGCGUUCGCAGUUGGAUUGUGCUUCGAAGACUAAAUCUGACUAUGUUAGACUGAUAUUGACUGAUAUUAAUAGAGAGAAGACUGAUUAUUUAGCAAAAUACUUCAGUGACAGACUACGAAGUACUACAGACCGUUGAACGCGUGAUACAUGAGCUGGUGAUAUGCGACUUUCUAUCGUAAUUCUUUAGCUCUUUGUAGAGAGAGUAUAUAUACAUAUAUAUAUAUAACAUCUUGUGCUAUGUGUACGCCUUGUACGUAUAGUGUCGAUAAUCUCGAAGAUUUAUCUAUUUAUAUACAAUGUGUUAAGUUCGCUACGUAAUUUUAUACAUAAUCUCCGUGAAUGCGAUUGAAUUGCGUUAUAAAUCUAUUUUCCUCAUUAUUUUCUUUACUAUAUUAUACAAGGAAGAUCGAAGUGUGUAUACCUCAUCGUCGAUCGAAUCGAGAUAAAGCCGAGAUAAAAGAGAUUGUUACUUGUAACAGUAAGUUAUUGCUUAUUACUGGUAAGUUAUUACUUACAACAGUAAGUUAUUAUACAAUGAUUACUUAUAAUAGUAAGUUAUCGAAAUUGCUGUUACUUAAAACAGUAACAAUAAUUGGCCUAAGAUGCGUUACAUACUUAUAGGUGCCAUGUUGAAUUAAAUAUUCCUUAUACAACAUAGCCUAGAAAGUGGUGAGGGUAGUAGAUUUAUGAUUCAAUCCAGUUGCAUCCGUGGAGUUUGCACUUUAAAUUAUGCAGCGAGCUUGACACAUCAUACAUAAAAGGGAUAAAAUUACGAAAUUGUCGAUGCUGCGUAUAGUAUAACUUGACUACUAUUAAACAUUAGUACUCAAAACAUUUAAACGUCAGUAUAAAUUCAGUUCUUGCAAAUUUGGUUAAAAAAAGACGAGAAAUCCUCUUUGGCUUUAACAUUGUACGGAUGAUGCAGCCAGUUAGAACAUAUACUAAUAUAUAGUGGUAGGUUUAAUAUAUUACAUACUGUUACUCGUUUGUGUGAAAGAGUUGAUUAUUUAGAAGUGUAAGUGAUAAAAGUAUCAAUCUUUUAUAUCAUCUAAGUAUUGACGUCAUAAAAACUAAGAUCUUGUUCGCUAUAAUAUUAUGUUUACGAUAUUCUUUAUAUCUAUAUACACUUUUUGUUAAAACUUUUGUCAAAUAAACUAUAUAGACAGACUGAUGGCUUUGUUUGGCUUGUUAACGAUACGCCUAUAUUUUGGUUCAAUUUCACAAAAUGCACCUUUUCAAGCUCGUACGUGCGUGCGUGCGUGCGUGUGUAUAAACUUCUAAAAGAGACAACAAAUUACUUCAUUGACAAAUGGAGUUAUCAGUGCCAAGUGAAUUUUAUGAUAACUUAUGAUUGAGCUUUUCCGGAGAUUCGUCA